CGGAUGAUGGCAGUAGUGAGUCACAUUUAACGGUUCACCAGAGAGCGGAAAUCCGGUCUCCGGCAUUCAUCCUGUCGUCCUUGAGCUACUGACCAGGUUUGAGUGAAACAUUUUGUCUGGGAAAAUGGUUGCUUAUUGGAGACAAGCUGGGCUCAGCUACAUCAGAUACUCCGCAGUCUGCGCCAGGGCGCUCAGGGCGGCGCUGAAACCGCAGCUCCGAGUGGAGGCGCAGAAAGCCGCCGAAGCAAACGUCAAGAUCAUCAAAGCGAAGUCGGCAUGAGCCUGGAGAGAGAUCUGUCGCAAAGUUUUGUGGGAAAGAAGCAAGCGUGUGCUCGUUGUCUUUGGAGAGAAUCACAUGAAUUAAUUGGAUUGUAAAUGUACAGCAUACUCGUGAUCGGAUGACUAAAAUAAAGUAUAAAAAAGCUGUUCGACUUUAUACUGCUGUUUGUUCAGACUCAUCUACAUCAGUGUUUCACGUUAUCACUGCAAUGUAAAACAGACGACAUAAUGUAUUAAAUCCCGUAUACGACGUAUAUGCAGUUAAGUUCAAUAGUUAAAACAAUGUAAAGACAUUAAUUUAAAUAAAAAUGAAUUUGCUGAACAAUA
Molecule: messenger RNA, 606 nt
Organism: Paramormyrops kingsleyae
Lineage: Eukaryota; Metazoa; Chordata; Actinopteri; Osteoglossiformes; Mormyridae
Gene: atp5f1e
Product: ATP synthase F1 subunit epsilon
Biological process (GO): proton motive force-driven mitochondrial ATP synthesis
Cellular component (GO): mitochondrial inner membrane
Molecular function (GO): proton-transporting ATP synthase activity, rotational mechanism
Source: RefSeq, a predicted model, not a curated record